CUAGGCUAUCGGGGUGGAACGGUUUUUCGUACUAUAUAAACCAUCUCGUAGCUGAUCCACGCUGUUUUGUCGGCUUUUCCGUAGCAGAAGGAGAAAGCUUUCCUUUCUUGGAAAUUAAUACAGUGCCUUGAUUUUUUUUGCCUAUGCACGUGUUUCCGUAAUUCGCUCUGAAUUUGGACUUAAUUGAACGCCGUGUCCACAAUGCUCAAAUAUUUGAUGGUGACGGCUACGUUGCUGACCUUAGGUCAGCCCGUAUCGUACUCCAAUUCAAGGCCAACACCUUUAAAUCCUAGUUUAUCAGCGGACUGUGCUCUUAUUGUGAUGUCUGAACACAAGAGAAGGUCUGAUACUUCUUUAAAUGGAAUACGCUAUUUUGCCAAUUUUAUACCAGGGCUCAAAGUUGCUGGGACUGGAGAAUAUGGAGACAUAUGCAUUACGUAUGAAGAUAUUAGUCAAGCUGCAUAUGAAGCCAGACGUAAAAUAGGGGAAGUGCCAAAAGAAAUUUAUGAGCUUUCAUCAGUAUACCCAGAAGCAGAACACAUAGCAGUGUCAGCAGAAAUCAUUCAAGAAACAACAAGGAUAUUGGCUCACAGGUUUCAACUGUCCCGUGAUACAAUCAUUCACGCACUGCCACGGAUCGACACCAGCAAGACUUCCAUCAAAGAAAUUUGUCCUACAUUUCUGAAGCCCGUCAAGUGCGAGCUCUCUCGCUACAGGACGCUGACUGGCAUGUGCAACAAUCUGGAACAUCCAUCUUGGGGUAGCGCACGCUCUGCAAUGGUGCGGUACCUACCCCCGGAAUACGCAGAUGCGAUACAGGAGCCCCGUAAAUCUGUGGAUGGCAGUGAUCUUCCCAGUGCUCGUAUAGUCAGUUUCAUGAUGCACCACGAUGUCAGCGAACAUCAUUCCCAUAUCAACAUUCUUCUAGUAUUUUGGGGACAAAUGACAGAUCACGACAUGACACUUGCAGCACAAACUGUAGAUCAUGAGAAACAAGAUAUCGAGUGUUGCAAGUUUCCUCCUGAACAUCAACAUCCUAACUGCAUGAACAUUAAAGUCCCUCAUGAUGAUCCUUUUUACAAAUAUUUCAAACGCCAAUGUUUAGACUUCGCUCGUAUAUACCCAGGACCGAAACCUGGCUGCAAAUUAGGUCCUCGUUUCCAAAUUAACACUAUAUCUUCUUACAUUGAUGGAAAUUUUGUUUAUGGAAGCACUCAAGAUGUUGCUAGCAGAUUAAGAGAAUUUCAUGGAGGUCGACUUAAAACAAAUCAGGUUUAUGCCGAACUUGGACUCAAAGAUUUGCUUCCAAUGAAAAUGGUCGAAAAGGAUGUAGGUUGCAUGGCUAGGCCAAGAAAUGUGUAUUGUUUUGAUGCAGGUGAUGAAAGAGUGAAUGAACAAUUGAUGCUGACUGUCAUGCACACCAUGAUGAUGAGAGAACACAACCGGGUAGCAGAUAUUUUAUCGCAUGUAAAUCCUCACUGGGAUGAUGAGACGAUAUAUCAAGAAGCUCGUCAUAUCGUAGCAGCGGAAAUUCAACAUAUCACUUACAGCCAGUUUCUUCCUAUGGUGAUUGGAAAACAAACUGUUAUGAAGUACGGCAUAGAGCCCCUCAAACACGGUUACUUUGAUGGUUAUAGUCCCAAAGUGAAUGCUGGAAUCAGAGCUGCUUUUCAGUCAGCUGCAUUUCGGUUUGGUCACAGUUUGCUGCCUGAUGUCAUUGAAAGAUACAACAAGUUCCAUGAAAAAAUAGAUUCCCUUCGAGUGUCAACAGUUCUCCGACAACCUUUCAAUCUUUAUAAACCAGGAAUUGUGGAUACUUUCCUUCUUGGACUCAUAAACCAGAAGGCAAAUGCUAUGGACCCCGAAGUAACAACAGAAGUAACAAAUCAUCUUUUUGAGAAACCAGGAGAAGGCUUUGGUAUGGACUUAGCUGCAAUGAAUGUCCAAAGGGCAAGAGAGCAUGGUGUUCCAGGUUACAUCAAGUACAGAGAGUACUGUGGUAUGCCAAGGGUUCGAAACUUCUGGGAUUUGAUAGGUAUUUUACCUAACAAAACAGUUCAUCGUUAUUCACAAAUUUACAGGCACGUCGAAGAUAUAGACUUGUGGAGUGCGGCCAUUUCAGAAUAUGCUUUGCCUGGUGCUAUUCUUGGCCCAACGUUGUCUUGCCUGAUAGCUGAACAAUUUGCAAAUCUUCGAAGAGGAGAUCGAUUUUGGUACGAAAAUUCUGGUUGGCCAUCGUCAUUCACGCCAGAACAAUUAGAUGAGAUACGGAAAGUGACAGUUGGAAGAAUUGUCUGUGAUAAUUCGGAUGACAUCGCUACAGUGCCUCUGAAUACAUUUAUGCAGGGAGAUCCUAUGAGAAACCCGUUUGUGGAAUGCAACAGUCAUCACUUCCCACACAUGGAUUUGACAAAGUGGCGAGACACCAGCUAUGAUAAAAAAUAAAUUUAAUGUAGGAUGUGGUGCUUUUUUUCAACUAAAUCACUUCCGGUGAUCAACCCAAAUCCCAGUGCAACACGGAUACAGGGGUAUUGUAUAUAGAAUUAUUUAAUGAUUUUCCGGAUGUGAAGUUAUUUAUCUCAUGCCAAGACUCUCAAGUGAUCUGCCACUGAAUUUCUGACUUUGAUUUCAUGAUACAUUCCGAGAUGAACUUGCAUAAUCGAACUCAACAUGAUAUUGUUCAAAAGACAUGGCAUUUUAUGACCAUAUCAAGAAGCAAACAUACUAGGAGCUAGCUAUUUAAACAAUUAUUAAGAGGCUAACUUUUAUUGGAGCUAUUCUAUUUAUCUGAAUUUAGAAAUAUUUUGUAAAACAACUGCAAGUCCUGUUUCACACAUUUUGCAUAAAAUUAUGUAUAUGAGAAGUUAUUGUGAAAUAUAUCUUCAGUCAAUAGAUUGAUAAUGCAACCAUUAAAUUUUUGUAAAAAAGAUGAAAAAACAAACGAAAAAGGAUUUUGAUUAUCAAUCAUGAAACGUCCAUGACUGAAUCUUCCAUCUUGAAAGCAAUAUUUAGUAAAUAAUAUUUAACUAAACAUUGAAAUUUGGAACAUCAUCGGUUCAUUUCAUUCUGUCUGUUUCGUAAGCUAAUUUACCGUACCAUGGUAUUAAUAUGACACGGUUUAGAAUUUUAUUACUAAGUAUGUUAAACAUAACUACGGCAAAAAAAUGAAUAUUAUUCGAUAAACUCGAUACAAUAGCUUUUGUUUUUAUAAAAAAAAAUAUCAUUGCAUGUUAAUUCAUCUUAAGCCAACGCUUUAUCAAAAAUUUUCAUAAAUAAUCACCAGCACUAAAUGAUUUUGAAAUCGAAUUUAAUUGCAUCUGUUAACACAGAACUUUACUUCAAAAUCAAGAAGGAGUUUGAAACCUUUGUUAUGAUAUCGAAGGUAAUAGUUGUCAAUCAACUCAGGGUGAAAGUUCGUCGUGAAGUGCAACCCCGAGGAAAUGGAAGGAGGUACUCUGGACCUCUGCGUGUACAGCAGUGCCAUAAUGGUCAACUUUGGAGUCAACAGAAAUGCCGCUCAAAUGCAUUGUUUUGUCUUCUAAGAGAAUAGCUGUUCUUUUGUGAAGUCUGUAAUUAAUACCAAUUUGUACAAAAAUAAAUAUGUCAACAUACUU
This is a messenger RNA of Argiope bruennichi, 3614 nucleotides long. RefSeq names its product chorion peroxidase-like. NCBI's taxonomy places the organism in Eukaryota, Metazoa, Arthropoda, Arachnida, Araneae, Araneidae. The record is from RefSeq and is a predicted model, not a curated record. The transcript is spliced from 16 exons. Gene Ontology annotation, biological process: response to oxidative stress. Bases 202 to 2445 code for a protein of 747 amino acids. Gene Ontology annotation, molecular function: heme binding; peroxidase activity.